Elaeis guineensis (African oil palm) is the source of this 762-nucleotide messenger RNA. The record is from RefSeq and is a predicted model, not a curated record. NCBI's taxonomy places the organism in Eukaryota, Viridiplantae, Streptophyta, Magnoliopsida, Arecales, Arecaceae.
AUGGUAACUGGUGGAAGGAACAGGGAACUUGUUGGUGUUAUCAAGAACCGGGAGAAGCACAAGGGCAGCUUUAAGACCAUCCACCUGCAAGAUGGGACAAAGCCAUGGGUUUCUCUUCCCAAACGCAAGAGUGUCAAGCUCAGCAUCAUCAAGGAGGAUAGAAAGCGGCUUGCUGCCUCUGGUGCUGCUGCUAUGUUAUGCAAGGUCCGAUCUAUUCAGUUUGGUCGGAAAGGCAUUCCUUAUCAGAAUACUGAUGAUGGUCAUAUAAUUCAUUGCCUGGACUUGAUUAUUAGAGCCAAUAAUACCAUUAAGCUCGAUCUACAGACUAACAAGAUCGUAGACUGCUUUAUCAAGUUUGAUGUUGGAAGCAUUGCGAUGAUAACUGGUGGAAGGAACAGGGAACGUGUUGGUGUCAUCAAGAACCGGGAGAAGCACAAGGGCGGCUUUGAGACCAUCCACCUGCAAGAUGUACUUGGUCACGAGUUCGCAACUCGGCUUGGCAAUGUCUUUACCAUUGGCAAGGGGACAAAGCCAUGGGUUUCUCUUCCCAAAGGCAAGGGUGUCAAGCUCAGCAUCAUCAAGGAGGAUAGAAAGCGGCUUGCUGCCUCUGGUGUUACUGCUAUGAUCUGAUUAUAUAGGUUGCUUCCAUAUUUUGUCUGGGAUGUUGAGAUGGGUUUCUUUGUGGACAUGCAAGGAGGAUGUCGUCAGUUUUUUAGCUCAUUUUGAAGGUGGCAACUCUGUUGAAGUUUUUUAGCUCAUUUU